Molecule: messenger RNA, 4040 nt
Organism: Austrofundulus limnaeus
Lineage: Eukaryota; Metazoa; Chordata; Actinopteri; Cyprinodontiformes; Rivulidae
Gene: prkcea
Product: protein kinase C, epsilon a
Biological process (GO): protein phosphorylation
Molecular function (GO): diacylglycerol-dependent serine/threonine kinase activity; ATP binding
Source: RefSeq, a predicted model, not a curated record
CGCGCUCACUGACGGAUUGGGAGCGCGAGGGGACGGGAAGCGAGGGGCGCGCGCAAGGACCGAAAGGAGAAAAAAAAAAUAAAAGAGGAGCGGAGGGAGCUCUGUGAUGUGUUCGCUGUGCUCGUGAGCCAGAAAAAGACUAUAGACAGGAUUUUAUUUCUCUCUCUCUUUUUUGCUUUGCUUUUCCGGGAGUACAGAAUCACGAGGUCGAAGCGAGGAGAGAGAGAUUACCACCGGAGAGGGAGCGAGCGAGCGAACCGAGACCGGGCUGGAAGCGGAGCACCAAUCCCGGAUGGCUAGGCGCGGCUGCUCGGGCUUUCUCCCACCCUGACCCGGCGGAGACACACAAGCUCCGGGGACUUAACGUGAGCCCGUCCCUCCGCCCAUUUCCGUGAAAAACUAUCGCUAAUGUUGGGGAUUUUUAUUUUUAUUUUUUAUUUUUUUUGGACAGGACCGACCGUAAACAAACCGCUCCUCGGGCUGGGAGUCAUCACGCAGCCCCAGAAGAAGGGUGUGAGUCUGCGUUUUUAGCUGCGUCUUUCAGCCUGUUGGAGGUCCACUAGCGGCACUGUUAGCACCCCAGUGUGUGUGUGUGUGUGUGUGUGUGUGUGUGUAUUGACUUGGAGCCGGAGGGUAAAGUGUACGUGGUCAUUGAUCUGUCCGGAUCCUCCACUGAAGCCUCAGGAACAAACGAGAAUGAGGAAAGAGUGUUUCGCGAGAGGAUCGGUCCUCGCCGGCGGCAGGGCGCCGUCCGGAGACGUGUCCAUCAAGUCAACGGGCACAAGUUCAUGGCCACCUACCUGAGGCAGCCAACCUACUGCUCACAUUGCAGAGAUUUUAUCUGGGGUGUGCUGGGAAAGCAGGGUUACCAGUGUCAGGUGUGCACGUGUGUCGUCCACAAGCGCUGCCAUGAGCUCAUCAUCACCAAGUGUGCUGGGAUGAAGAAGCAGGAGGACACAGCUGAGGAGGUGGGUUCGCAGCGGUUCAGUGUUAAUAUGCCCCAUAAGUUCAGUAUUCACAACUACAAGGUGCCCACCUUCUGUGACCACUGUGGCUCCCUGCUGUGGGGCCUCAUGAGGCAGGGCCUGCAGUGUAAAGUGUGUAAGAUGAAUGUGCACAGGCGCUGUGAAACUAAUGUAGCUCCUAACUGCGGUGUGGACGCCCGAGGAAUCGCCAAGGUUCUGUCUGACCUUGGAGUCACACCUGACAAAAUCUCCAACACUGCGCAGCGCAGGAGGAAGUUGACUCYAGGGCAGGACCCUCCCCAGUCUCCUCCUGAGCUCUCCCAGACUGAGGAGAACAGCUUCAGCCAGCCAGCUGUUCCCACCUCCCCCUCACAGCAGGACUUGGCAGAGCUAGAUCGCCUGCAGGACGCGCUGUCACUCGACCAGCAGGGACCCCAGCACUCCUCCUCUUCCUCCUCCUCCACCAACUCCUCUUCCUCCUCCUCGGCGGCCAGGGAGAACGGACAGAGCCAGAGGAGGAACCUCAAAGACUUCAGCUUCAUCAAAGUUCUYGGCAAAGGCAGCUUUGGCAAGGUGAUGUUGGCAGAGCUGAAAGGGACAGAGGAGGUUUACGCUGUCAAAGUUUUAAAGAAAGACGUGAUCCUUCAGGACGAUGACGUGGACUGCACUAUGACAGAAAAGCGGAUCCUGGCCCUCGCCCGCCGCCACCCCUACCUCACCCAGCUGUACUGCUGCUUCCAGACACGGGACCGUUUGUUCUUUGUGAUGGAGUACGUGAACGGAGGAGAUCUGAUGUUCCAGAUUCAGCGAUCCAGGAAGUUCGAUGAGCCGCGCUCUCGUUUUUACGCCGCCGAAGUCACGUCCGCUCUCAUGUUCCUGCAUCGUAAUGGCGUCAUUUAUAGGGAUCUGAAGUUGGACAACAUCCUCCUAGAUGCAGAGGGACACUGCAAGCUGGCAGAUUUUGGUAUGUGCAAAGAGGGCAUCAUGAACGGAGUGACCACCACCACCUUCUGCGGCACACCUGACUACAUYGCUCCUGAGAUCCUGCAGGAGCUGGAGUACGGAGCCUCCGUGGACUGGUGGGCUCUGGGGGUGCUGAUGUACGAGAUGAUGGCCGGGCAGCCUCCAUUCGAAGCCGACAACGAAGACGACCUGUUUGAGUCCAUCCUCCACGACGACGUCCUCUACCCCGUGUGGCUCAGCAAGGAGGCCGUGUCCAUACUGCGAGCGUUCAUGACGAAGAACCCGGCCAAGCGUCUGGGCUGCGUGGUGAGCCAGGGCUGCGAGGAGGCCAUCAAGACCCACGCCUUCUUCAGAGAGAUCGACUGGGUUCUGUUGGAGCAGAGGAAAGUGAAACCGCCCUUUAAACCUCGAAUUAAAACCAAGCGAGAUGUGAAUAAUUUUGACCAGGACUUCACCAGGGAGGACCCGGUGCUGACGCCCACGGACGAGGCCAUCAUCCGACAGAUCAACCAGGAGGAGUUCAAGGACUUCUCCUACUGCGCUCCCGAGGAGACGCAUGCCUAACCAACACAAACGCACACCUCUCACUGCGCUGAACCUGGCAUGCUUAGGCUCAGCAGAACCAUGAAACCGUCGACAAAACACACACGCGCGGUCAAUCCUUUACUUUGAAGCUAUUGGUUGUUGUUACUUCUGGAAUAUUAUUUACUUGCAUUGUGUCGUCCCUGUUGCCUGGGUUUGUUGUGAAUAUGACUAUGAAGAUAAAUAUGAAUAUGCACACACAGUCUCUGCAGAUUUCACACUACAGAUCGGACAUGCUCGUACACACCAGCGCGCUCCAACAGACAAGCAGACACACGCACGUUCACUCCGCUUCUCUCUCCGGCACCUGGACACACGUGGACUGAAAGGUGCUGAGGCUUGUAAAUAGCCCGUGUUGAGUGGCUGUAUCGUGUCGGUAUCGUCUGCUACUAAAGGGGCGUCGUGGCGCAUGGACAAGCACCCUACCUGUGUUAUUACUGUCCUUAUCGUGGACCAGUUAGGGCCAAAUAUUCUUUGUGCAAUACCAUGACUAUCUAUAUAUUUUAAAGUUUGUUUGUUCAUUUUUGCCCCUCCCUCUAAGUGUUUUUGUUGUUGUUGGAAUGAGUGGUUGAGAGUCUCCUGUUACUGUUGCAGUGUCUGCGCUCCUAUCCUCUGUAUAUAAAGUGAAUGUUACAGGCUAUUGAACUAAUUAUGUGGAGCAGAGUGUUACAGGCGGCCUGUGUAGCAGUAAAAAACUCCGGCGUCCAGCUAUUUCACCCAUCUGUCGGCUUCAGUCAGUCCCUGUCCAGUUAGUGUGGAUGUGUUGGAGCGUGGGCCUCGUUCUUUUCAUUUUUUUAUUGUUUUGGUUUAUUUUUGAAUCGUGAAUGUACAUUUUUGUGGGCAUGAAUGUGUGAAUUUGAUUUCUCUUCGUGUCGUAACUUUGUCCGAUUUUGUUUUCCUUCUCCUCCAAAGCUCCAAAUCUUUUUGUUCCCCACCUGCAGCAGCUGUUUUUCUCCAUCUUUCAGCCAAAACCACUAGUUUUGUCUCAUUUUUGCUUUCUUUUUUUUUUCAAGAUGGCUUAUAUUUCUUGUUGCUCUCUCUUUUUUAUUAUUAUUAUUAAAAUUAUUAUUAUUAUUAUUAUUAUUAUUGUAAAGUGUAUCUGGAGGAAACCUUUAUGUAUAAUACUAUAACUAUACCAUUAUAGGUCUGUUACAGCCGGUUGUUAUGAAUUGUUGAGAGCCAGCAGCUGAAUUACCUCUCAUGCCAAACACAAACACUAAACACCACACACAGACUCUCCCCUUUGCUCUCUCCUCCCGCCCCCAUCCAUCCUCCCCUCUUCGAUGUCUCUUUCUCUUGCAAACACAUGCACACACAGAGAAGGACUCUUGUCGCGUGUACUGUACAGUGAUCCGAGGACGGGCUGGUUGCUGUCUGUGCAGUAGAGUCGGUGUGUAGUGACGCUUCGUGCACCCAGGGGUAUGGCUGUUCCUGGUCACACUAUCUUACUCUGUGCCAAAAUGUAGUGCAAACAGCCGGGCUAGUCCUGUCUGGUCUGAUUCCAAUAAAACACUGAGCUGUCUACAUCAA